Truncatella angustata is the source of this 3231-nucleotide messenger RNA. Its product is annotated as nonribosomal peptide synthetase. NCBI's taxonomy places the organism in Eukaryota, Fungi, Ascomycota, Sordariomycetes, Amphisphaeriales, Sporocadaceae. Bases 1 to 3231 code for a protein of 1076 amino acids. The transcript is spliced from 6 exons. Gene Ontology annotation, molecular function: phosphopantetheine binding. The record is from RefSeq and is a predicted model, not a curated record.
AUGACUCCUGAUAACAAACCCAUUGCUUACGGCCGAAGACUUAUCCCGAACAUCAUCGACGAACUUGCUGAAACCAAGCCCGAAGGAGAAGCCUUCCAGAUUCCAUGCUCAGCAGACCCCAAAGAUGGAUCUAAGGUGGUUACUUGGAAAGAAUACGCCAAUGCUGUCAAUCAUGUAGCUUGGCGAAUUAUUGAAACUUGCGGCGAACCUGAGAAGGGGGCUUUCCCUACCAUUUCCUACAUUGGGCCCAACGAUGCGCGUUAUGUUGUAAUAAUGGUCGCUGCCAUAAAAGCGGGAUACAAGGUAAGGAUUGCUACGAGUCAACCUUUCAGUCAUGAGCUAACUGGCCAGGUUCUCUUCAUCUCUCCUCGGAAUUCGCAAGAGGGUCAGAUUAAUUUGUUCGACAAGACCGAUUGCCACAUUCUAGCCUUCCCCAAAUCGCAUCAUAACACAGCCCAGCCAUGGUUAGAAGAACGUAAUAUGAAGGCUAUAGAAGUUGGAGAUAUGGAUCGGUGGUUCCCUGAAAAAGAGGUUCACCAUUUUCCAUACAACAAAACUUAUGAGGAUGCAGAGUGGGACCCUGUGGUAGUACUUCAUACCAGUGGAAGCACGGGUCUUCCUAAGCCCGUCAUUGCACGAGUUGGCAUGAUAUCUGUUGGUGAUGCUUGGAGUCAACUAGGCGAAUUCCAAGGCGGCAAAUUUCUCUUCAAUGGCUGGGCGGAAAGAGCGAAGAGGCACUUUUUACCAAUGCCAUUUUUCCAUGCUGCAGCGCUAUAUUGUUUUAUCAACCUGGUCAUAUUUCGAGGCACCCCAGCGGUAUUCAGCGCUGAACGACCUUUGUCAUCGGAUCUCGUAGUUGAGACUCUAAAGCAUGUCGAUGUAGAGAGUGCAUUAUUACCACCCGCUAUUCUGGAAGAUAUGAGCCAGGACGACACGUGUGUCCAAGCUUUGCAGAAGCUGAACCUCGUUAUAUUCGGCGGUGGAAACCUUGCGCGCGAAGCUGGUAACAGGCUCGUGAAUAAUGGUGUGAAGAUCGCAAACUGUAUCGCGGCGACCGAGGCUUGCCCUUGGCCAUACUUCAUCCAACCCAAUCCUGAGCUGUGGCAGUACUUUAUUAUCAAUUCAGACCUCAUGGGCGCGGACUGGCGUAAAACAGACGAGGAAGAUGUCUACGAGCAAGUCGUCAUUCGGCAGGAUGAAAAGCCCGGUGUCCAGGGUUUCUUCUACACAUUCCCAAAUGACUAUGAGUACUACACCAAGGAUCUAUACAAACCACAUCCCACUUUGCCACACCACUGGAUAUACUAUGGAAGAGCCGAUAACAUUAUUGUUUUCUCAAAUGGCGAGAAACUCAACCCAGUUACCAUUGAGGAGAUUGUGAGCGAUCAUCCAGCAGUCAAAGGAGCUUUAGUCGUCGGCUCAAACAGAUUCCAGCCCGCUUUGUUCCUUGAGCCGGUGUCCCAUCCAGAAAGUGAAGAAGAGAAGCAGAAGUUCCUGGACUCUGUGUGGCCAUCGGUGGUCAGAGCCAACAAGGAGACAGUCGCUCAUGGACAGAUCGGACGCCAGUUCAUUACACUAGCCAACCCUGAUAAGCCUUUCCCUCGUGCUGGAAAGGGAACAAUCCAACGUGCUGCAGCUGUCAAGCUCUACAAAGAUGAGAUCGACCAGCUUUACGACCAGGUCGGUCAAGUUUCACAAACCGAGGCACCAAGGCUUGAUGUAAGCUCCGAGGAUGCUCUAGUCAACUCGAUUGAGAAGCUCUUCGAAUCGCACCUGGGAUCCCCCCAUCUUGAGCCAGAUACCGAUUUCUUCUCUGCAGGCAUUGAUUCUAUGCAAGUGAUCAACGCUUCCAGAUUGAUCCGUGCUGGUCUCGAGGCAGCAGGCUACAACACUGACGGAACAUCGCUUGCAACUCGCGUAGUAUACGGCAACCCUACACCUCGAAGGCUGGCAGGUUACCUGAUGGAUACUCUCAUCAAGGGCGGAGGCAAGGAUAUUCGGAAUGAAGAUAUCGAGCAGCAGCGAGUAAUGAGGCAACUUCAUGAUAAGUACACACGCAACCUCGAGUAUCCAAAGAAGGGCAGACAGGACGCCUCAGAAAAAGAUCAAACGGUAGUGCUCACCGGGUCAACUGGAAUGCUCGGUUCAUACCUACUUGAUCAGAUGGUGAAGAACCCCAACGUCAAGAAGGUCAUUUGCCUCAACCGUGCCGAAGAUGGCGGUAUCAGACAACAAGAGAAGAUAAUGAAGGAGCGAGGACUUGACGUUUCAUACCGGGAAAAAGCCGAGUUCUAUCACAUCGAUAUUUCUCGUUCCGACUUCGCCUUGCCACGUGAGGUCUACCGGCGCCUACUUCGGGAAGCAGACCGUUUCAUUCACAAUGCAUGGCCUGUGAACUUCAAUAUCACAGUCGAGACCUUUGAACCGCAGCUUCGUGGUGUACGACAUGUUGCUGACUUCGCCACUCAUGCCGACAAGCGCGUUGCGGUUGUCUUCAUUUCAUCCAUCGGUACCGGUGACCGGUGGGACUCGAGCAAAGGACCUCUUCCCGAAGAGCGCCUCGAGGACACCAGCCUACCUAGCGGUGGUUAUGGUCGAAGCAAGAUGGUUGGUAGCUUGAUAAUGGAAGACGCUUCCAAGGUCGGCAACUUUCCAGCAGCCACGAUCCGUGUCGGUCAGAUCGCGGGUCCCGAGUCGGAAGCCGGAGUCUGGAACCGCCACGAGUGGCUACCCAGCAUCAUUGCCAGCAGCUUAUAUCUGAAAGCCCUGCCGUCUGAUCUUGGGCUCAUGGACCAAGUCGAUUGGACGCCGGUCGAGCGCAUCGCCAGUCUUGUUCUUGAAGUCAUCGGAGUUGCCCAGCACGUUGACCCAAAGGACAUCAGUGGCUACUACCACGGCGUCAACCCGUCGCCGAAUGCGUGGUCGAAUAUUGCGCCCGCCAUUCAAGAGUUUUAUGGGCAGGGUCGCUUGCCCGAGUUAAUUAGUUUUACGGAGUGGGUUGAACGUCUGGAGAAGACCCAAUCUGAGGACAUGAGGGCGAUGGAUGACAAUCCAGGUAUCAAGCUAUUGGACACUUACAAAGGUAUGGCUUCAGGUGCAAAGGCUGGACACCAACCUGUCAUCUUCGACAUGAAGCGCACCAUUAGGCAGAGUCCUACUAUGAGGAGUGCCAAAGCGAUCAGCCCUAGCUUAAUGAGACAUUGGUGCAAGCAGUGGAGUUUUGGUAACUGA